This is a messenger RNA of Trichobilharzia regenti, 1041 nucleotides long. The record is from the annotation of a GenBank genome assembly. Lineage: Eukaryota; Metazoa; Platyhelminthes; Trematoda; Strigeidida; Schistosomatidae.
AUCAGAACCCAAGGGAAAAAUAAUUAAUUGUAAUGAAUUUCAAAUUAAGAAGUAUUACAAAUGUUGGUUAAAAAAAUCAGUCAUACCAAGAACUUUGUAAUUAAAGGCUUUAUCUCCUUCCAGUACCUUCUUGUAUUCAUCUACAGAGAAAAGAAGCAUUUUUAGUACAUAAUUAAUUCUCGAAUAGCCAAAAAUCUGCACUGUGUAUUUGUAAACUGCGACGGUGGGAAAGUGUAAAUUAUGUUCAUUUUUAAACAGAUGACAUUUUGAACAGUAUUAAAUCUUCGUAAUAAUCUGAAAGUCAUUCUAAAAUAUAAUAGUUAGGCACAUCUGUCCAAACAGAUAUCAUGAGUGAAUGCUGUCGCUGGGAUCAUUUUGGGUUGAAGGAAGACAAAUUAUGCAUUAGUGUGAUUGUACAACUGCGAAUCAUCAUCAAACAGCCAACUGACUACCUCAUCCCCAUCAAAUUUACGGAUACUUUCGACAGUGUCGAUCAUGAAAUAACUCGUUUGAUUUACCAACACUGUUUAAUGCUGCAUAUUCUGAUGCAUCCCAUUCACCAUACAUAUAAUGAUGCCAAAUGCAAAAUAAUUCUCAACCAAAAUUUCCUUGAAUCACUUGAAGUUAGGACAAGGCCGUCUUCAUGCACCUUUAGUAUUCCUAUGGUACUGUUCUGGACUGAACCAUUCAAAAAAUCGUUGGAGGUGAGCAGCUCGAUGUUUCAUUCAGUAAAGUUGAAAACGAAUAACGGUAGUAAUUUCAUCAUGUAACUGAAUAACUGUGGAUUUAUUUAACCACUCGACAUUUGACAGAGAUAAAGUAGAAAUACGCAAUCAAAGUUUCAAAGUUAUAUAACUGAACUUGAGAAAUAUAUGGAUUAUACAUUAUAUUCGGAUUGUUAGAAUGAUGCAUGCUGUUUCACUAUAUCAUACAAGUAUUGAACAAGCUUAUGUUGAAGAGAACGUUGUAGAGAAUGUGGAUGAUGGAGGAAAUUGUUUCGCUACUGAAUACCACGUUACUUGUGAUUGAAUUGACCAGAAA